GGAUUGUUUGUAAACGAACCUUUAUUGUGGUUAUGUAUGAAAUGAUUGUAAAUGUUUUAAAAUUACAGUAGUUUUAAGGAAUCUGUAGUGUAGUGUAACGUCAAUACUAGCACAGUAAAAAUGAAGGAGAAAGAGGCAAAAACCAAGUUUCAACCAUUACAAGUUACUAGAAGUCCUGUGGCAUGUUCCCCUCAAAAAAACUUGACAGGUUCAAUUCGUAUAGCUAGGGACAUUGCAGCGGAUCUUUACAAUACAAUUCAACGCUGGAACACUCUGCAUAUCAGUGGAGCUCAGUUCGUAAAAAUGAUUGCAGUGGAAAAAGCUGUUGAUCCUAAAAAAUAUUCACCUGCUUUGGAAGAACUAACUACUAACUUAUAUGAAGUAGUUCAGAAUUUGAAAAGUAUAGAAGGUCAAUUUAGAAUCUUUAAAACACAGAUUAGGGCACUAGAGAAAGUAGAUAAAAAUUCGGAAACCCUCUUUCUUUCUCUCAACAUGGACGGAAUUGCUAAUUUGAUCGAAACCAUAGUUGAUGCAUAUCUAGAGGAAUUCAAGAAAUCGACUCCCAUUAUAGAAAUUUAAUAUUUCUUUUGGGCACUUAUUAUUUUUGACUAUCAGAAAAAAAGUUUUGGUUAAAGAACUAGUCCUGGAAAAUAUUGCUCAUUCAAGAACCAAAGACGAAGUGAUGUUUUUUGCAGCCUGUUGGACAUUACAGGCCCACAUUUCAAGUGGAAUAAAUUUAAAAUUAGAAACGCUACUGCUAGAUACAGGACAUAGGAAAGUGAGCUGAUUAUCACAAAUCAAAGGUUUAUAUCGAAACUUUUGAAAAAUAAUUUGUAAAUUUAUAUUUCGAUAAAUAAUUUAUAUUAUAUAAAUGAAUUUU
Molecule: messenger RNA, 880 nt
Organism: Leptinotarsa decemlineata (Colorado potato beetle)
Lineage: Eukaryota; Metazoa; Arthropoda; Insecta; Coleoptera; Chrysomelidae
Product: cyclin-dependent kinase 2-interacting protein
Source: RefSeq, a predicted model, not a curated record